GUUUCCGCAUCUCUGUCUCUGUUUAGCAAAGUUCCACACAGUGUCGAGCACACUUAUUUGUUAAAACAUUAAAAUAUGUCUUAUAAACCAGUAACACAUGUAAUCUUCGAUAUGGACGGCUUGUUAUUAGAUACAGAGAGGUUGUACUCAGUCUCGUUCCAGAAAAUCUGUGACCGGUUCAGUAAAACAUACACCUGGGAAGUGAAGUCCUCUGUGAUGGGUGAGAAGGCUCUGAAUGCUGCCAGGAUAAUCAGAGAUAAACUUGAACUCCCCAUGACACCCGAGGAGCUUCUGGAGGAGACCAGGACAAUUCAGGAGCGAUUAUUCCCAACAGCUUCUCUGAUGCCAGGGGUAGAGAAGCUUGUCAAUCAUCUUCAAAAGCACAACAUUGCUAUUGCUGUGGGCACAAGCUCAGCUGGCCUGACCUUUGAGAUGAAGACCAGCCGUCAUAAAGAGUUCUUCAGCCUCUUUAAUCACAUUGUUCUUGGAGAUGAUCCAGACGUAAAGAAUGGCAAGCCACAGCCUGAUAUUUUUUUGGUGUGUGCCAAGAGAUUCUGUCCCCCAGCUAACCCAGAACAGUGUCUAGUAUUUGAAGAUGCUCCAAAUGGAGUAAAGGCGGGCCUGGCAUCUGGAAUGCAGGUGGUGAUGAUCCCAGAUGAUAACCUGGACCACAGCCUCACCAAGGAGGCCACCUUGGUUCUCAGAAGCAUGGAUGACUUCAGACCGGAACUUUUCGGUCUCCCAGCCUACCAAUAAGAACAGUAAUCACCAUGGUGAUUUCAAUUCCACUAUAAGUUUUUGAAGAAAUGGAAGCAGGCUGAUCUAUAGCUCAUGUAAUAAAAAAAGUUAAAAAAACAAAAAUAAAAAAAUUCUAUCAGCUUUAGAUUUGCCGUACAGAGACAGAACCGAAUUUUGAUUCUGUCUAGUCAUGGCCUCAGUGGUUUAAUUUUAUUAGGCAAUCUCAAGGCUGUAUCUCUUUUCUCUCAGACUGACCAUGUGAGUGACACCAAAACUAAUUUAGAUUAUUCUGCUCAAUUAACCUUAGUCAAACCAUUAAUCCAUAUUGACAUUUUGUGUUUCAACCAAACAGAGUGUAAUGUUGAAUUUCUUAUAUAUACAAAUCGCAUUGGUGCUCUCUUCAUGAGUGUUUGUUCUUUUCGUAUGUCUGUCUGUGUGUAUAUACAUCUCUAAUUAGGUGCAUCUUUCAAGUUCACAACGUUGUGGUCAUGCUUUGAAUUUACAGUAAGUAACGGUUCAACAAACCCAUUCGACCAGCCAUGAUUUCUAUUACCUUUCCCUCAUGGAGAGGUCUAUUAAAAUACCAAAGAAAUUUUCGAGUUUGAACCAUGUUUCGUAAUCCAAUAAAGGGUAUCCUAGACCGCAGUCGCCUUUCAUCUUCUUCCCAUGUUCACCCUCAUAGAGCUGGAUUUAGCAGGUUCACUCUUUCCUCUUCAGUGCUGUCUAACAUCUCAGAGAGCUCAGGCCCAUCUCUCUGAGCCUUCCCCUCUGGUAAAGGGUUUUUUCCAGCAUCCACUUCCUCCCCGUAUAUUCUGAGUCCUUUCAUCCUUAAAGAUUGGGUAAUCUGGAAGGCUUUUCUUUCUUAGGGAAUUUCCACUCCAAGAAAGCCUUUUACAUGUCAUUUCACACUUAAGGUUUAGGGUGUGAGUGACUGAGGGGAUGUUAGCAUAUGCACACACGCUUAUUCCUCGGUGUAGUACAUAUACUUAAAUGCUUAUAUUGUGUAUAAUAAUUUUAUUAUGUUGAUGAUUUUUGAAAAGAACAAGUGAGACCCAUGAAACACGAAUGAAGCAUGGAUUGUGGUGCCCAUCAUCUGAGAACACCAUGUGUUUUAACAUAUUUGUGUGUAUUAGACAUACAUUUUAUUGUAAUGGAGCAUACUUGAACAACUCAACAAAUUCAACAAAUAAAUAAAGAUAUAUGGUACUGAAUAUAGUACUGCACAGGCAACUGGACUACUGGUUGCUUCUGCAUUUCAGCCCGGUAUUGGUUACAAAUGACAUGACUAAAAUUGCAAUCAGUAACGCAAUCUCUUUUGUUAAAUAUAUAAUCUAAAUAAAUUAUUUUUGUAUUAUUUUUCGAUUACCUCUGACCUAACUCUUGCUCAUUUGAUGUCACAUACACUCACUGAGCACUUUAUUAGGAACACUACAGUCCUCAUAAAGUGGCCGAUGUGGAUUUUUGCGGUGCAGUGCUUUCUGAGAUGCUAUUUUGCUCACUACAAUUGCACAGAGUGGUUACCUGAGUUACCAUAGCCUUUCUGACCACUCAAACCAGUUUGGUCAUUCUCCGUUGACAUUUCUUAUCAACAAGAUAUUUCCAACUACAAAACUGCUUCUCACUGGAAUUGUUUGUUUGUUUUUUGGCACAAUUUGGAGUAAACUCUAGAUACUGUUGAGUGUGAAAAUCCCAGGAGAUCAGCAGUUAAAGAAAUACUCAAACCAGCCCAUCUGGCAUCACUAAUCAUGCCACAGUCGAACAUUUGUUCCCCCAUUACAAUGCUUGAUAUGAACAUUAACAAAAGCUCCAUGAUUUUAUGCAUUGCACUGCUGCCACAUGAUUGGCUGAUUAGAUAAAUACAUGAAUAAGUAAGUGUACAGGUGUUCCCAAUAAAGUGAUUGGUGAGUGUACAUUUGAGUAGGACAAUCUAUACCAUUUUGACAUAAUGUUGCUUACAUGCAUUUAAGACAAAUUGCUUAAUGAAUCAAACUAAUCUCUAUUUGUCUGUUAUUGAGUGAAAUAAAAAAAAUGCACUUAAAGGGUUAUAGAUUUGUAUUUUUU
Molecule: messenger RNA, 2799 nt
Organism: Xyrauchen texanus (razorback sucker)
Lineage: Eukaryota; Metazoa; Chordata; Actinopteri; Cypriniformes; Catostomidae
Gene: pudp
Product: pseudouridine 5'-phosphatase
Exons: 4
Coding region: 76-756 (226 amino acids)
Molecular function (GO): phosphatase activity
Source: RefSeq, a predicted model, not a curated record